Molecule: messenger RNA, 567 nt
Organism: Ixodes scapularis (black-legged tick)
Lineage: Eukaryota; Metazoa; Arthropoda; Arachnida; Ixodida; Ixodidae
Product: male-specific histamine-binding salivary protein-like
Exons: 5
Coding region: 1-567 (188 amino acids)
Biological process (GO): symbiont-mediated perturbation of host defenses
Molecular function (GO): amine binding
Source: RefSeq, a predicted model, not a curated record
AUGAAGCUUUUUGCAGUUGCACUUCGUUUGUUCGCCACCCUCAUGGGGAUGCCCUUGGCGGCUAAUACUCGUCCAAUAGGCGAUUCCUGGCUGUUAUCCAAAGAGGUCGGGUACUUUCAGAAUGCUUCGGAGGUCAUUAACCAAGAUGGAAUAUAUUUCCUGGUGCUUGGAACACAGUACCUUCCAUACGAUUGCGUUGGUAUGGAAGUAACGGCGAGGGCUGUUCGUGAGAAGGCUAUUCGUUAUAAAAUAAUGUAUUUUAACUCAUCCCAGACCACAGAACUCACCGGAUCAGCUUAUGUUGCUUCCGACGUACGAGGCCAAGAAACUGUUAUCUAUAUGACAAUUGAUGGAUAUGGAAGCAGAUCGGAAAACCAUGUUUUGUACGAAGAAAAAAACAAGUGCUAUAUAUUGUACAAUCCUGAAACUGAACAGUUCGAACUCUGGGUGAGCCAAAACGAGAUCACUUUCCUUCCCAGAUGCUGCGAAUUUGCUUACUGGCUCGCCACUUACGGACGGAAGACGCACAUCCUCUACAAUAAAUACAAAUGUAAACUCGUUCUUUAG